This is a messenger RNA of Glarea lozoyensis ATCC 20868, 1368 nucleotides long. RefSeq names its product RmlC-like cupin. Gene Ontology annotation, cellular component: cytosol. The record is from RefSeq and is a predicted model, not a curated record. Gene Ontology annotation, molecular function: mannose-6-phosphate isomerase activity; zinc ion binding. Gene Ontology annotation, biological process: GDP-mannose biosynthetic process; carbohydrate metabolic process. The transcript has 2 exons. Lineage: Eukaryota; Fungi; Ascomycota; Leotiomycetes; Helotiales; Helotiaceae. The coding region runs from base 1 to 1368 and encodes 455 amino acids.
AUGGUACUACAAGUUCCUCUAUUCCGCCUUCAAUGUGGCGUCAACAGUUACGAUUGGGGCAAAGUUGGAAAGGAUUCAGCAGCUGCCAAAUUCGCUGCUGCCACUCCUGCGGAAGGGUUCUCAAUUCAAGAAGAUAAACCAUAUGCCGAGCUAUGGAUGGGAACCCACCCCUCAAAUCCUUCCAAGGACGUCGAGUCGAAACGGACCCUACUGGAUAUGGUACAACAAAAUCAACAAUUAAUGUCCACCGAAAUUACCGAAAAGUUCGAAAACAAAUUGCCAUUUCUUUUCAAAGUUCUGUCAAUUGGCAAAGCUUUGAGCAUACAAGCACAUCCUAACAAGAAACUGGCAGAACAGCUACACAAGAAGGAUAGCAAAAAUUAUCCAGAUGACAACCAUAAGCCGGAAAUGACGAUUGCAAUCACACCUUUUGAUGGGUUGUGUGGUUUUAGACCUCUCGCGGAGAUCUCCCAUUUCCUUUCGUCGGUUCCAUCGUUACAAAAGCUGGUAGGCGAGUCUAAAGCCAAAGAAUUCCAAGGUGCUGUGAGUGGGCAGGAGACCUCUGAUAAAAAAGAGGACGAGGAAAAGAACAAGAAGGCAUUACAGACGCUCUUCACCUCUCUGAUGCAAUCGAAGCCUGAAGACGUUGAACAGGCAAGUAAGGACUUGAUUGCAGCUGCAAAGAAGGAGGGUUCGGAUUUUGCUGGUGGGGGCGGGCCGUCUAAUACUGGGAAAGAACUGGCAGACCUAGUUGUUCGGCUAGACUCUCAAUUUCCUGGGGAUAUAGGACUAUUCGUUCUGUUCUUCCUCAACUACGUGAAAUUGGAAGUUGGAGAGGCAAUGUUCUUGAAGGCUGAUGACAUCCACGCCUACCUGAGCGGAAACAUCAUUGAAUGUAUGGCAGCGUCAGAUAAUGUUGUUCGUGCUGGCUUCACGCCAAAAUUCAAGGAUGUGGAUACGUUGACAUCAAUGUUAACAUACAGCUACGCUCCAAUUGAGGAGCAAAAGAUGAAUCCAGUCGAUUAUCCAUACGUCACCUUGAACCGGGAGGCCUACUCAUCUGGAUCCGCCGCAACGCUCUAUGACCCACCAAUCGAGGAGUUCAGUGUUGUCAAGACAGAUUUAAAGAAGAAGGGAGCAAAAGCUACGUUCGAGGCCAUCGAGGGACCAAGUAUAUUUAUCUGUACAUCCGGGGAAGGGAAAAUUAGUGUUGGACCUAAAGUGGAGGAGAUCAAGACGGGAUAUGUCUACUUUGUUGGGUCCACGGCGGAAGUUGUGUUGGAGAGCGAGGGAGAGGAGUUUACUACGUUCAAGGCGUUUUGCGAGUUGCAUGGUAAGGAGGAUGCGGAUGGUAAGGAGAAGCUUUGA